Molecule: messenger RNA, 1215 nt
Organism: Halichondria panicea
Lineage: Eukaryota; Metazoa; Porifera; Demospongiae; Suberitida; Halichondriidae
Exons: 5
Coding region: 130-1137 (335 amino acids)
Source: RefSeq, a predicted model, not a curated record
AACAAAAUGAGAUUCACAGGCAGUCUAUUAGCCAGCACACCCCCUUACUACUUCACUUUGACUCUAGCUAGCUACAGAGAGAAGUAAUUGACUGGACUGCAAGUUUUAACUAACUCUACUGCAGCUAAAAUGUAUUACUGCUAUGCUCUUUUAUUGGCAUUAGUACAUCCUGUGCUGUGUGACUACAGGCUGGAGGUGGAGCUGGUGCAGUACACUGGCACUGGACUACUGGGGGAUGGGAGUUGUUGUGACCUAGACUUGGGCGAUAACAGAUGUGGUAAUUCGGAUACCUGUGAUUUAGACUUCUUAUUCAGGAUCCAAAACAUUGGAAAUCAACAAGUGAAUUUAAACGCACAAACUAAAGGUGCUGGGCGCUACAUAGAUAUAAACAGUAUCAACUUUGUCAACUGUGAAGAGUUACCCACAACCACGUCAGUAGCUGCCAGCAACCCCCUGACCUUUGACAUACCCUCCAGCAGUUGGUCGAACACUGAACAACUCAGAGUGACGGUUAGUGCUCGAGAUUAUGACCCACCUGUUGGAGCUGGAAGUCCAUCCUUUGGAGAAAUAGGAUCACCUUUCAUUGACUUUGAUCGACCAUCCGCUCCCAAUGAGCUGUUUAGUGACAUGAUGUCUCGUAUACAUGGGGGAGCCACAAUCAGUUAUAGAUAUCGAAUCAUUUGCACUGAUGGUUCGUGCGGAAAUGAUUGUUCUCAAACUGUGAACUGUCCUCAAUGGCCAUCGGCAUGUGGUGAUGGUAUCAGUACAUUUACCACACAGGCUCCCAACACAGACCCGAGUAGUCCCACAGACCCUUGUUCACAGUCUCCCUCCCCUUGUCUUAAUGGUGGAUUGUGUAUGGGACUUUCAAGCGUGGUGUAUCAGUGUGACUGCACCAGUACUGGAUUUGAAGGUAUAAACUGUGAGACCAGGAGCACAUUACAGACAGAUGCCCCUCUCACGACCACAAUGAUGCAGACCACUGAUAGCACCACUACAACUACUACUAGUAUGACAUCCAUCGCCAAUGACAACCAGGGAUCACCAGACCCAGUUGGAUGUGAUGCCUCAAGAAGGAUGGCCAGCUACUGGCUCAUUGUGUGUGCAGUAGCAUUGCUCAUCGAGACCCUUAUGUAAACUGUAAUUUUGAUAAUAAUGAGGAAUUGAUUAUUUUUAUAACAAACACUUUUUUAAAUCAACUUUCAUUGCACACAA